Carassius gibelio (silver crucian carp) is the source of this 3698-nucleotide messenger RNA. Its product is annotated as terminal nucleotidyltransferase 5A. Gene Ontology annotation, biological process: mRNA stabilization. The transcript is spliced from 4 exons. Gene Ontology annotation, molecular function: poly(A) RNA polymerase activity; RNA binding. The record is from RefSeq and is a predicted model, not a curated record. The coding region runs from base 447 to 1616 and encodes 389 amino acids. Lineage: Eukaryota; Metazoa; Chordata; Actinopteri; Cypriniformes; Cyprinidae.
UUGGUGCGCGCAGCUAUCAGUCAAAGUCUCCGUCACUCCUGCAUUAGUUUACGGGUUAAUCUCUACGCGUCCUCACUGUGUGCAACCGAGAUGACAUGAGUAACCAGCAGUUUACACAGAGCCACAGCAGACAAUGUGAUCCUGCAAAUAAAAACAAAAACAACAUGUAAAAACUCGAAGCUUCCAACUUUCGCUUUGGUUGAGGAGAGGGACGGGGUCUUCUGCUAUUUGACAUACGUAUUCUUGGAAACACGAAACCCUUUAUUGUCGGACACUAAAACUCUUUGCAAUCAUGCAGCAAUCAUUUUGAUCAUCACGGUCCCCCAGAGAACCACGCUCGCCACGAACUCCAGCUCUCUGAGCAAAGGCGCAAACUGGACAUCUGGAGAGCUUUUACGCACAGAGGACUAUAUAGGCUAUAACAGACCGAUCUGUAACCACUCGCCAUGGAAGCGAAUCUAAGUAACUUGAGCGUGCUGAACUGGGAGCAGGUGAAGCGUCUCGAUGUCAUCCUCACCGAAUCCAUCCCCAUUCACGGCAAAUGGAACUUCCCCACUUUGGAGAUGAAGCCUCGGGAUAUCGUCAAAGUCGUGCGGAGGCGCAUGGAGGAGCGCAAGAUUCACGUCCGGGAGGUCCGGCUGAACGGUUCCGCGGCCAGUCACGUUCUGCACGAGGACAGCGGUUUGGGCUACAAAGACCUUGACCUCAUAUUUUGCGCGGACCUGAAAGGAGAAGUGGAGUUUCAGACCGUCAAGGAUAUCGUUCUCGACUCGCUCCUGGAUUUCCUGCCUGAAGGAGUGAAUAAAGAGAAAAUCACCCCAGUUACAUUAAAGGAGGCUUAUGUGCAAAAGAUGGUGAAAGUGUGUAAUGAUUCAGACCGCUGGAGUCUAAUCUCCCUCUCCAACAACAGCGGGAAGAAUGUCGAACUAAAGUUUGUGGAUUCCCUGCGGCGUCAGUUUGAGUUCAGCGUUGACUCUUUUCAGAUCCGUCUGGACUCCCUCCUCCUCUUCUAUGGGUGCUCUGAAAACCCUAUGGCUGAGACAUUCCACCCCUCCAUCGUGGGAGAGAGCGUUUACGGAGACUUCAAUGUAGCCUUGGACCACCUGCAGCGGAAACUGAUCUGCACGCGAAAUCCAGAAGAGAUCCGGGGGGGCGGCUUGUUGAAGUACUGCCACCUGCUGGUGCGGGGUUUCCGUGCGGCCUCGGAAGUCGAGAUGAAGCUUCUCGAACGCUACAUGUGUUCCCGGUUCUUCAUCGACUUCUCAGAUGUGGCGGAACAGAGGCGCAAGUUAGAGUCCUAUCUGCAGAAUCACUUUGUGGGAUUAGAGGAUAGGAAGUAUGAGUACCUGACCACGUUAUACAGUGUCGUCAAUGAAAGUACAGUAUGCUUGAUGGGACAUGAAAGGCGACAGACUCUGAGCCUCAUCACCAUGUUGGCGGUACGUGUUCUAGCAGAACAGAAUGUAAUUCCCAAUGUGGCUAAUGUCACUUGCUAUUACCAGCCUGCACCAUACAUUGCAGAUGGCAACUUUAGCAAUUACUACAUUGCUCAGGUGCAGCCAGUCUAUGCCUGCCAGCCCACCCACACAUUCUCGCCAUGGUUGCCCUGCAACUGAUCAACUUUUAACUCAAAUUUUGUCCAACAUGUUUAAUCAGAGCACUCGCCCAAUGAGACUAGUUGACAAGUUUUUUGUGUGCUCUACAACAUGAGGAAAACCAAUACUUUCCCAGUUGGCUGUUGCCUGCUUGCUGCCAGAAGAAGCUACGAGCACGCCGGAUGAGAGAAAGGGGGUGUAGGGGAGGUGAGGUACCUUGGAUUUGUUCCAGUCAGGCAGCACGGUCUACCUAGGCUUUCCUACAGACCUACAGAAGCACAACACUGUUUUUGAACAUAUGUGUGUGUAACAGACAUACUUGAAGAAUCAAAGGUAUACCACAUAAUGUGUUGAAAGGGCAGACAGAUUAGCAAGAUACAUUUUUGAUGCUCAUUACUCAUGCUACCAGACUGAAAUGAAUGGACACAUUUCUUGAGCCAAGGAUAUUCUCAUAGAUACCAGAUACCCAAAACAGUGCCUUAUACUGAAAAAUUAAAGUCACUCCGUGAAUGACCCUGAAGUAUGUUAGUCAAGACAUCUUUAUGGAGACACAUAUGAGUGAAGGUAAUGUACAAUAGCAAAUGGAUGAUGAAUUUUGAAGGCCAUUUGAUCAUGGAUUUCCAACAGAUAGUUGUAAGACUUAUUUUUUUAUAAUUUAUUAAUUUGGGGGGUCCGUAUGAAAGGGUUGCUGUAUGAAGAGCCAUUUUUCCAUCUAAAGCAACUGGCAAGAUUUGUAUAUCUGUGUGCAAGAUUGAACAUGAGAGUUUUCCACAGUUUCUUGUCUCAUCUAAAUUUACCUCAAUGUACUGUUGGCUCAGUGCGGGUUUAGCUCAGAUUAAACUGUCCAGGGCAAUGCCAUUAUAUCUAAUGCAGAGAAGUAAAACAGGUCACUUUUGAACAGGAAUACAAUUAGUAAAAAUAGGUUAUGUCCAAAUUGUUGUUGUAAUAUCCAGGUUACCUGGCGUCUUUCUGAAGACCUAAUUAUCACACAGCCACCAAAUCCAGAGAUUAAAUCUUUGACACAUCUAACCUGCAUAACCUGGGGGAUUAAGACCAACAGAGAAACAGCAGUGAGAAGCAGAAGCUCAUUUAAGACAUAUACCAAAGAUAUUCUUGAUAUUCUUCAUUACAAUAUUUGUCGUAAAAGCAUCUACAUGCUGUUGGAAAUUAAUGCAACACAAUCCCCCACUUGAAUUAUUCCAUGAAGUCUGAAAGUGAGUGCUCUGACAUAUGUUAAGGCCCCCAAUGCUCCCAAAUCCACACUUUGGCGACGCAAUGCUGCAUAGCCUGUCCAGUAGUAGACUUAGGGUGGAGACUGGGCAAAAGGGGGACAUUAGGGGCACUUGGGCACAUUCUUGUUUAGAAUCUAAAGAAAUGGGACCCCCUUCGUUCACAUGCAUUUGAUGGCUGUAUCUUAAGGCCAUGUCCCAAAUGCUCCUCUAAGGCUUUGUGGUCCUCAGCAAAGUCUACAAUUCAGUGAUUUAAUGCUGCAUAGAUUUUCCAGUAGCAGUCCAAAGGUGUAAAAUGGGUAAAAGGAGGGCAUUGGGGCACUCAGGAGCACCUUUCAGAAUAAAAAAAUAAAUGGCCAUAUGUCAAGGCCUUGUUCUAGAUGCUCCCCUAAGCCCUUGCGGUCCUCAUAUGAGCCUACACUCUGGUGAUACAAUGUUGCAUAGUCUGUCCAGUAGAUUUGCAUUAACUGAUCAUACAGAGAUGGACACUUUCCUCCCAUAUUCUCACUCACACAUAAUCUCCUAUUUUUCUACUGAACCUUCUAUUUUUGUACAUGUUUGAGCUGAGGUCUAGGUUAGGACCUUAGUCUAAUGCUGUGAAAAGUUACUGUUGUGUUUUAUGAGUCGAAAGAACCGGCCAAGCAGUAGUGCAGCAAAUUCUCAACAACUGUUGAUGUAAAAUUUCAUUUUGAGUCAUUGCAUUUGGGUGGCCAAACAAGUGAGUAUGUCUCAGUCUAUGUGUGUUUUAUCUUCUAAAUUAAACUUGUAUGUGAAUUCAGAUGUGGAAUUCUGAGCUCACUGCUGUCAAUAUUGCGAUGCAUCAUGUAUUUGCAAAUAUGAAUGACUCAUUAAAAGGUGAUUUCUUUUUUAAAUA